Physeter macrocephalus (sperm whale) is the source of this 2619-nucleotide messenger RNA. RefSeq names its product poly(A) binding protein cytoplasmic 5 (gene PABPC5). Bases 51 to 1199 code for a protein of 382 amino acids. The record is from RefSeq and is a predicted model, not a curated record. Gene Ontology annotation, cellular component: nucleus; ribonucleoprotein complex; cytosol. Gene Ontology annotation, molecular function: mRNA 3'-UTR binding; poly(A) binding; poly(U) RNA binding. Lineage: Eukaryota; Metazoa; Chordata; Mammalia; Artiodactyla; Physeteridae. The transcript has 2 exons.
GCCGAAAUCUCCGCGCGUCACUCGAAAGCCUCCUCCCUGUGCUCAGAGAGAUGGGGAGUGGGGAGCCUAAUCCUGCUGGCAAGAAAAAGAAGUACCUCAAGGCUGCCCUGUAUGUGGGUGACUUGGACCCAGAUGUCACCGAGGACAUGUUAUAUAAAAAGUUCAGGCCUGCUGGCCCUCUGCGCUUCACCCGAAUCUGCCGUGACCCGGUGACCCGCAGCCCCCUGGGCUAUGGCUAUGUUAACUUCCGCUUUCCUGCGGAUGCUGAGUGGGCCUUGAACACCAUGAAUUUUGAUUUGAUUAACGGCAAACCUUUCCGCCUAAUGUGGUCUCAGCCAGAUGACCGCUUAAGAAAGUCUGGAGUUGGAAAUAUAUUCAUCAAAAACCUGGACAAAUCCAUAGACAAUAGGGCCCUUUUUUAUCUGUUUUCUGCUUUUGGGAGCAUUCUCUCCUGCAAAGUCGUAUGCGAUGACAACGGCUCUAAGGGUUAUGCCUAUGUGCACUUUGACAGCCUAGCCGCUGCCAAUAGGGCCAUCUGGCACAUGAAUGGAGUGCGGCUCAACAACCGCCAAGUGUACGUUGGCCGAUUCAAAUUUCCGGAAGAGCGGGCAGCUGAAGUUAGAACUAGGGAUAGAGCGACUUUCACCAAUGUUUUCGUUAAAAACUUUGGAGAUGACAUGGAUGACGACAAACUGAAGGAACUUUUCAGUGAGUACGGGCCAACUGAGAGUGUUAAGGUAAUAAGAGAUGCCACUGGGAAAUCGAAAGGCUUUGGAUUUGUGAGAUACGAGACACACGAGGCUGCCCAAAAGGCUGUGUUAGACCUGCAUGGAAAGUCCAUCGACGGGAAAGUGCUCUAUGUAGGGCGAGCACAGAAGAAAAUUGAACGCCUGGCUGAGUUAAGGCGAAGAUUUGAGCGGCUGAGAUUAAAAGAAAAAAGUCGGCCUCCAGGGGUGCCUAUCUAUAUUAAGAACCUAGACGAGACCAUCGAUGAUGAAAAACUGAAGGAGGAAUUUUCUUCCUUUGGAUCAAUUAGCCGGGCAAAAGUGAUGGUGGAAGUGGGGCAAGGCAAAGGAUUUGGUGUCGUCUGCUUCUCCUCUUUUGAAGAGGCUACCAAAGCAGUAGAUGAGAUGAAUGGUCGCACAGUGGGCUCCAAGCCUCUGCAUGUCACGCUGGGCCAGGCCAGGCGCAGGUGGUGAGAAUAAGAAUGCUCAAUUUGUUUCAGCCUUAAGCUGGUGCCUACUUAGUUUGGGCUACUUUGUGAUAAGAGGUUAUUUUAUGUGAAUUCACAGGUUUUUUUAAGUGAAUACUUUCUUUUGAAAAAAAGUGAAACUAUAAAACCUUGUUCAUUUUAGUGAAGAACAUAAUUUCUAAUUGUAAAACUGUCAUUUUGUACUAUUUUUCGAUAUAAUAACCUUAGGAAUAUGUAGAAUAAAGUUUAUUCCUCCACAUGCUUUUUCGCUAAACCAGUCAAGGUGAGGUAAUGGAGUAUAUUUCCUUCCUUAUUUCACUAAUACUACUAAAUUUAAUUUCUCCUAUGAAAGUAUUCUCGAGAUGGUCCUUACUUCUUAGUCUAUCGCAGUGAAAAUUUCUAACUUGCUUUUUGAGAAAUCAGUAGAGCAGGGGAAAGCGUAUGUGAUCCAGUUAAUGUUUGUGUAUAACUUCACUUUAAAUUAUUAUUUAAAAUGAAUAUUCCUUUUAAAAGAGGUGAGCUUUCUUUCUUCCUUUUAUUUAUUUAUAUAUUUUUUUCCUUUUUAAUAUAUUGUGGGCAUACCACAGACUUGAUAGUGACUUUGACUAAGUUUUGGAGUUUUCGUUAUUAACUUCAUGCCCAGAGAAAGAAGCAUAUUGGUAUUUCCUCAAUCAGUACCUUAGAAGAUUAACACUUUAAACAUUAAUUGUUUAAAUUCUAAGUUUCAUCUUAAAAACCUUUUCUGAGAGCUUUGAUAUUUGAAGACAGUCUAAGGAGCAUUCUUAUCACUCAUUUUUCUAAACUCCUUAGUAGGUAUACAUGGAUCAUGUUUAAUCAACAAGAAAGGUGAAUAACAACACUGAAUUGCCUUUGUCUAUAAAUAACUUUAGGAUUAACUUCAGCCUCUAUUGUGUCAAUAUGGAAGGUAAACAAUCCUGUAAUGAUGUUGAAAACUACUUUGAAGAACAUCUAUUAAACUUGUCAUUAUCUCUUAUAAAUUGUUGAAUAUAUCAAUAAGGUAAUAUUCACCGAUGUUUCAAAGUUAAGGAAAAGGUCAUCUCUCUUGAUUAAGUCACAUGCCUCCAUCUGUCAUAUGAAAGCUCUUAAUCCAGUAUGUUUCUCUUUUUGUCUAGCUGCUUGGAAGUUGCAACAAAAUGUUCUGUUCUAUAUUGCAGUUACAUUAUUUAGCCUGUAAUUUCUAUACUAUGGACUUUCUGUGUUUCACUUUUAGUUCCCUCUUCUCCAUAUCCAUCUACUUUCCAUCCAUAUUACACUUGCUUUCAUAUUUUCUUUGGAUUGCCUUUCUUUUAAUAUAUGCCAGUUCGAAUCCAUUUUGGAAUUAGAGAGAUAAAUACCUAAUUUAUGUAAAAUUGAAAUACUUACUUUUUAAAAAAAGGAUUCACUCAUACCACAGAUCCAACAGUAAG